AUGAUCACGGGUAAGGAUAUCUACGAUGUGUUUGCAGCCAUUGUGCCACUGUAUGUGGCUAUGAUCUUAGCAUAUGGUUCAGUUCGGUGGUGGAAGAUCUUCACGCCGGACCAAUGCUCCGGGAUUAACCGCUUCGUUGCGGUGUUUGCAGUUCCACUCCUCUCUUUCCACUUCAUCUCCUCCAAUGACCCUUACGCCAUGAACUACCACUUCAUAGCAGCUGAUUCUCUUCAGAAGCUUGUGAUCUUGGCUGCGCUUUUUCUAUGGAACACCUUCACAAAACACGGUAGCUUGGAUUGGACCAUCACCCUCUUCUCACUCUCCACUCUCCCAAACACACUCGUCAUGGGAAUCCCUCUCCUCAAAGCCAUGUACGGCGACUUCUCCGGCAGCCUCAUGGUCCAAAUCGUUGUGUUGCAGAGCGUUAUAUGGUACACUCUCAUGCUCUUCAUGUUCGAAUACAGAGGUGCUAAGCUUCUUAUCUCCGAGCAGUUCCCGGAGACUGCAGGCUCCAUCACCUCCUUCAGGGUUGACUCCGAUGUGGUGUCGCUCAACGGCAGGGAUCCACUGCAAGCGGAUGCAGAGAUUGGUGAAGAUGGAAAGCUUCAUGUCGUGGUGAAGAGAUCAGGUGCUUCCUCCAUGAUAUCUUCCUUCAACAAGUCUCAUUUAACUUCCAUGACUCCUCGAGCUUCCAAUCUCACCGGUGUUGAGAUCUAUUCCGUUCAAUCAUCCAGGGAACCAACACCCAGAGCUUCCAGUUUCAAUCAAACGGACUUCUUCGCCAUGUUUAAUGCAAGCAAAGCACCCAGUCCCAAACACGGUUACACCAAUGGCGACUCCAAAGGAGCGACGCCGAGGACAUCGAAUUUCGAAGAAGAGAUGAUGAUGAAGAUGCAUAAUAAGAAAAGAGGAGCGAGAAGCAUGAGUGGCGAACUGUUCAACUCUUCUUAUCCGCCUCCGAACCCUAUGUUUUCAGGAUCUACAAGCGGCUUAAAGAAGAAAGAUAGCGGCAGCGGAACUACUCCUCCUAACAACAAGGAGUUGCACAUGUUUGUAUGGAGUUCAAGCGCUUCCCCAGUCUCUGAGGGGAAUCUCAGACAAGCUGUUCAUAGUGCUGCAUCUACGGAUUUUGAUAAGGCGGUUACACCAGAGACUCUUGCCUCCAAAGCUGUGCAGGAGUUGAUUGAGAACAUGAGUCCAGCACGUAGAGAGGCGGAGAUUGAGGAAGGAGGAGGGAAGAAGGUGGUGGAGAUGGAAGAAGGAGAUGCAAAGAAGAAGCAACACAUGCCGCCGGCUAGUGUGAUGACAAGGCUCAUCCUCAUCAUGGUUUGGAGGAAACUCAUUAGAAAUCCAAAUACUUAUUCAAGCCUUUUGGGACUCACAUGGUCUCUCAUAUCAUUUAGAUUUCACAUAGAAAUGCCGAGUAUUGUAAAAGGAUCCAUAUCUAUACUUUCUGAUGCAGGUCUUGGAAUGGCCAUGUUCAGUCUAGGUCUGUUCAUGGCAUUGCAGCCGAAGAUAAUUGCAUGUGGAAAAUCUGUUGCCGCGUUUUCUAUGGCAGUUAGGUUCUUGACAGGUCCAGCUGUGAUUGCUGCUACCUCCAUUGGCAUUGGUAUUCGAGGAGUUCUACUGCAUGUUGCAAUUGUUCAGGCUGCACUUCCCCAGGGUAUUGUUCCCUUUGUGUUCGCCAAAGAAUACAAUCUCCACGCGGAUAUCCUCAGCACUGCGGUUAUAUUUGGAAUGCUGGUAGCAUUGCCCAUAACAAUUCUUUACUACGUGCUCCUUGGACUCUAAUCAGAAUCUAUCUACUUAUUAUCUUGGAAGAAACUAAACAAGUGUGUGAUGCUGUACAAGAUAUAAUAUAUAGUAGUAUAGUACUAUUGAUUCAUAUCAAAGUUUUGAUUUUAUUUGUUGCAAAAAUUUCUAGCUAUUAUAGAUCAGUCUUAAUUAGAGAUGUUCACAUUUUUAUUUUGAAUUUUGAUAACACCAAUAUCAAUGUAGCAAAUGGUAUCAUGCAAUUUAAUAUAAGAAUUUUACUUGGCUAGCUGA
Arachis ipaensis is the source of this 2046-nucleotide messenger RNA. RefSeq names its product Auxin efflux carrier family protein (gene EIR1). Gene Ontology annotation, molecular function: auxin efflux transmembrane transporter activity. Gene Ontology annotation, cellular component: plasma membrane; endoplasmic reticulum. The record is from RefSeq and is a predicted model, not a curated record. Gene Ontology annotation, biological process: auxin polar transport; auxin export across the plasma membrane. NCBI's taxonomy places the organism in Eukaryota, Viridiplantae, Streptophyta, Magnoliopsida, Fabales, Fabaceae.